AGCUGUUGGCGGUGGAUAGGGCUGCGCUGUACACAGCGGCACUUGGUGUGUGGGAUCACGGCGGUGUUAAGAUCGCAGCAGUUUUGCAGCGAUGUUUGCACCCCACUUCACGUAGGACGCAGGACACACAACUGGCUGCAUAUGUUUUUCUUCUUCUCGGGUGUACCUUGUUUCCGGAUAAGAGCGGAAACAAGCUCAGGCCACGCGACAUAGUUGACGCGUGUGAGCCCGACAGAGUAGGCCAGUUUUCUUGGGGGUCGGCUACAUUAGCGUACAUGUAUCGCCAGUUAGGAUUCUCGAGCCGGGCUGAUGCGGCAGGUAUCACUGGAUGUAUGACGUUGUUACAGACGUGGAUAUACGAGUAUUUCCCGGCGUUUCGACCACACCGCGACCCGGUUCCUAUUGGGGAUGGCCAGCCACGUGCCUGUGCGUGGAGUCCGCGUGUCGAGAAGAAGUCCAUUGACCGCCUGCGAUCGAUACGGUUAUUGCUUGACAGGAUGUCCCCAUUAGAGGUGAACUGGAUGCCUUUCGGCCAGAACCCUAGUAAUAGGGUACCCAGGACCCUCUACACGGGACUGAUUCAGUAUCGUGAGAUCGUAGAGGCGUACAUGCCGCAGCGCUGUCUUCGCUAGCUUGGAUAUGUCCAAGUUGUUCCUCCUCCACCAGCAUGGCU
This is a messenger RNA of Chenopodium quinoa (quinoa), 673 nucleotides long. Its product is annotated as protein MAINTENANCE OF MERISTEMS-like. The record is from RefSeq and is a predicted model, not a curated record. Lineage: Eukaryota; Viridiplantae; Streptophyta; Magnoliopsida; Caryophyllales; Amaranthaceae. The transcript is spliced from 2 exons. The coding region runs from base 276 to 632 and encodes 118 amino acids.